Messenger RNA from Thamnophis sirtalis, 6100 nucleotides. The record is from RefSeq and is a predicted model, not a curated record. NCBI's taxonomy places the organism in Eukaryota, Metazoa, Chordata, Lepidosauria, Squamata, Natricidae.
AUCCUAUGGACGAAACAAAAGAAAGAGCAUCAUCCAGCAGCUCAGCAACUGAUUUGCUCAAACAGGGAGCAGCCUGCAAUGUGCUGUUUAUAAACUCAGUGGAAAUGGAAUCAUUAACAGGCCCUCAGGCCAUCGCCAAAGCAAUCACUGAGACACUGGCUGCGGAUAUCCCUCCCUCUGCUACUAUUGUCCACUUCAAAGUCUCCACACAAGGCAUCACCUUGACAGACAACCAGAGGAAGCUGUUCUUCAGACGACAUUACCCUAUCGUUACUGUCACCUUUUGUGAUGUGGACCCACAGGACAGAAAGUGGACUAAAUCAGAAUCUGGUGGUGCUGCCAAACUCUUUGGCUUCGUGGCUAGGAAACAAGGCAGUACAACGGACAACGUUUGCCACCUCUUUGCUGAGCUGGACCCAGAUCAGCCAGCGGCUGCCAUUGUCAAUUUUGUUUCCAGAGUUAUGCUUGGCUCCUCUCACAAGAGAUGAACUGUGGCUUCCCCUUUGCAGGGGGCUUCUUGCCCUUGAAUUUUGACAAAGGACUUGGAGUUGUUCCGAGAAGUAGUGUGAGGAAGUGCAUCGUGAAGGAGUGAUGUGAACUGAUGGGGUGGGAAGGGGAAGGUUUAUAUAUAUAUAUAUAAAAGUGAUCUGAAUUGUUGGAAGGCUGAAACCAACCAAACACAUGUAUGUAGCAGAGACCAAGGAACUGACACCAUUGUCUUUCCCUGCCAAGAUCAAGAGAUGGAAAUAAUUUUGGCUUUUGGAUCAGCACAAAAAUCAGAGAAUUCAGUCCCACAGGCCAAAGUAUGAAUCUUAGUAACUUUGUGGGAUAGGCCUAUCUAGUAGUUGCUUGUUUAGAAAAUAAGGCAAAAAUGAAACCGACUCCAAUAUCCAUGACUAUAUGAGCUUCAGGAAAUAAUAUCCAGAGAGAUGCUAAAAUCAUUUUAAAAAGCAAAUGCUCCCAGUUCAACUACUGCUGAAAGUAUGAAAUAUGUCUGUAUGAGUGUGUGUGCACAUGCAUGUGGUCUGUCUGUGAUAUGCACAUAUUUUAGUAUUUAACAUGAGGCUUUACUCUUGAGGCUUCUUGCCUCUGAUGGCGAUUCAGAACAUGUAUCUCAUUCCCCAGAGGUCACAGCCCUCUGUAACCUGGGAAAUAAACUUACAAACAACAGUUAGCAGUACGAGAAUUGCAGUGCAAGCAGAAAGUAUUUAUUUUAACCAGUAGUCACACUCAUCCCCACAUGCAUGUGCACCUACCAAUCUGUACAAAAGAGUUUCAAAGCUGAGAAUCUCUUUUUCAAUAAUAGUUUGUGGAGCAUGCUAGCCAAAGCAAAAUAUGCUAGUAUACUGUCAGAGUCAGAGACUCAGAAUAAAUUGUCUGAAGAAUCUCUUUCCCGGAAAUGUUAAAACACUAGGAGUUGGGGAAUGCCCUUCCUUUUGAGUUUAGGAUAAAAACAGUUCUGACCAAGCUUAUCCUUUGGGAGACAUACACGUUGUUUUGGAAGUUGCAUGGAAAUAGAGCAAAGGCAAGAUGAAUAAUCCAAUAAUUGGAAGGGGGUGGGAAUUCUUUUUUUUUUAAGCCAUGAAGAAUAACCAUUAUAAAGACUUACCCUGUUAAUGGCUCUAGCUGUUUCAGAAAGACAGUGGCCAUAUGGAGAUUCAGUAUGUAGCAAAAUUAGCUCAUUAUUUUUGCAUUAUUAAGCUUUAUUUUUGCUUCUGGGGGCAUCAACCAGUAGAUUUUUGCACUGACCUGCUAAUAACGUUACAUUAGAUUGACAUUUAUUAUAAAAAGGGAGACUGUUCAUUUAUGUUGCAUAUCAUUUCAUGCAAAGCAACUUCAUAUCCUUUUCAAAGUAAAUGAGAAAAAUGUAGCAGUUGCAGAAAAAUUGUAUUUUCUUAUAUUUAACACCAUGGUUGAAUCCUUCUACUAGAAUGAUUUUUGCCAUUUCUAAUGGAGGCCACAUAUAUACUAUUUGUAAACUGUUCAUGCUUGGUAUCUAUCAAGGAGAGAAUGAAUAAUGUGGAUUGAUCUAUCACAUAGAAUUUCCAUAAUUUAAUGAGAAUUUCUCACUAUCUUCCCAAACUUCUGCAAUUGGCAAUUUUUAGAUUUAAAGAUGUGCUGAAUAGAUAACAAGAAGCUUUUUCUAUCAUCCAUUCUGCCUAUGGGUUUAUUGUGAAGUUUUCAAUAUUAGGCUAGAUUCAAGAAAGCCACCGUUGUUUUGCAAUAUAGCAACUCACCCAAACUGGUUCAAAAACCACAUGCAUGGAAAUAAUAUGAAACAUUCUACCCCAGAUUCUAUUAAUAACCUAAAACCUAUAAAAUUUUGUUCACUGCUACUGAAAUGGCAGGUGCAAUUCAACAAUAUGUAAUUGAAAUCAUUGGAAAGCAAUUGUUGACCAAAAUGCUAUAUAGCAAGGUGGACCUAAGUCUUCGCAGGUCUCCAACACCACUGAUGUCCCCCGACACAAUUCAGUGGCCUCCACUAGAAACCAUGAAUGGAAGUUGGUCUCUCCAUCAAUUUUGUUCUAGCACAAAUAGUGAAGAACAGAAAUAUUUUUGGGAUGGAGACCAUGUUGAUGAGACCCUUCAUACAAACUCAUGCAGUAUUCAUUAAAAAUCAGUACGACAACUUGCAAGACAUACAGUCACCUAAAUUCCCCUGGCAUUUUCAUUGCCUUCUUAUAUAAUAUGUAUGUAUGUAUGUAUGUAUGUAUGUAUGUAUGUAUGUAUGUAUGUAUGUAAGUAUGUAUGAAAUAUACUGACAAAAUAAUGUAAGCUAAUCAAUAUUUUUUUUUCUAAAAAAAAUGAAAUUUACACAAAGUAUUUAUUUUUUUGUUUUGGGCCCUGUUGCUUUUAUUUUUUAGCUUUGAUUUUUGCAGCUCCCUUAAUUUCUCCUACUCUGUAGAAUAUUAUCUGUGUGACUAAUCUGUCACCUCCAGAUGCACUAGGAUUCCCCCCCCCCUCCCUAAAAUUCUGGGAUUCUUGGUCCUAAUAUAUCUGGAAAAUACCAGGUCGGGGGAGUGGUGACAGUAUAAAUUUUUCAUUUUGUUAAUGUGAUUAUCCUGAGCAAAGUGUCAAAACACGAGGUCAGUUUCAUCUUCUGAAUGCUGUAAAAGCAGCACCUUCUAAUUUUAUGCCCCAGGGCAAUGUCAUUAUGCAAUGUUCCUUAUCCACCCCCCUUUGUUCAUCCUCUGCCUGAGCAAAUGAGCACGAAUGCAUUUGUACUUUAUUGCUGAAUGAUGUGAGGGGUAACGGUGCACGUAUGUGUGAAAGUGUGCGAAGAGAUAUUCAUUUCUGGAUAUUGUUGUAUAAAGCAUGAGUUUUGCAAUGGAGAAUUGUUGAGACAGGUACUUGGAUGGAGUGGGAACAUCAGUUUUUGGCAUCAUCAUCAUCCAGGCUCCAAGCCCCAUCCCUAGCCAGAUGGGAUACUGGAGACUGUGAGAUUUAUUCUUUAUGUUUGUUCUAAAUGUCUCCUUCUGAAAAAUUCAAGCAAGAUGAUUUCCCCCUCCCCCUUCCUCACCUGCAACUGUCUCACCCUGCCAUUAACCAAUUAGAAAACGACUGUGUCUAUAUAGAUAUAUAAAUAUUAUAAAUAUAUAUUUUUUUUGAAAGUUUCUAUUUUUCAUAUUUCAUUUUUCCCCAUUGCUUUCAAAAUUGUCCCCGUACUCGGUGCUUGCUACCUUGUCACAGGAAAAGUAUAUUGAAAGUUAAUGGUUCAUGCCUUUUUUUGACACUCAGAUGAACAGUAAGUUGAUAUAAGUAUCCACUAGUCACAUAUCAGUAAAUACAUUGAUAGGCACAUGCAUGUGAACAAAAUAUCUGCUUCCAGCCAUGCCUUGCGCACUGUUCCUGUACUAACUCACAAGCUAAAGAUGGAAAGUUUCUCUUUUUAGCCUACUUGCUAAGGCAAAGCCUAAUCACAUUAUAUAGCUUGUUGCUUGUCCAGCUUGUAUCAAGACAGUGCUGCGUUUUAGGAAUAAACUUGUACUUAUGUAGAUCACCUUCCUGGCCCUUCUCUCAGUCAGGGUUCUUAAAGUGUAUGUGAGGCAGAACACCCAAAAGGACAGUUUCUAGAAAAAAAUGGGAAAUUUGACUCACCUCUAAAUGCUACGAUUUUUUUGCAUAUGUUGGUUGGGUCGGAAAAUGAUGACUUUAAUAAACUUUCCUCAAGUGGCAUGUUGGGCUAUUCCCGUAAUGUGUGAGGAUGUAGACUAAAGACUAAAAACUCAACCCUUCAUAAGAACUGAAAAGGGCAACUAGUUUUCAUUUUAUUGCCACAACUUUGGUUUUAUCUCCUCUUUUUCUAGAAUCUCUAAUAGAAGGUUGUUAGGCUAACCCAUUUUUCAUUAACCUGAUGUCGUCUCAAUGGGACUAUAAGUCCCAGAAUUUCCAAUUAGCCUAUGGGUUAAUGUGAUCAAGGAGUUCUAAGAGUGCCCAAACCACACUAGCUAGUGAGCAGCCAAUUGAGAAAGGCUGGUCUAAUUCAUGUGCCUUAUUCACUGGUUCAUCUAAUGAUUUGCUCCAGAUGUGAGUGAAUGACUGGCUAUAUCAAUCUUCUUCUUUUUUUGGACUUAAUCACAAAUCCAACUUUAUCAGUGGCACAAAGAAAAUUUUGUGAUGCAGGGCAGACAGCCUCUGGUUCAGGCUCAUUUACUUUGCCUUUCUUGAGCUUCAAACCCUGAGAGAGCUGUUUGUUUGAUUCUGAGAUUUUAGGGAUAUCAGCAAGCAGGCUUUUCUCUGGAAAAAAAACCCCUCCAUUCAUGUCCACCACCUGGGACUCAGGUCUAAUGUAAUUUUAGCACAUGUAUGUUAUGUAAUGAUUUAGAAGAUGUUGGAUUUUAUACAGAAUGCACUCAAAGCACCCUCUGCGCACAGAGUAUUACAUAAUCUUGCCAAAGAAACCUAUUUGAAAUGCACUUUUCUUCGUUGUACAUUUAUUCUGUGUGGCUCUGCCCUCCCCCCCCCCAUUUUAAAAACUCUUUUGUUUAAACUGUGUUUGCUAGUGCAUUUUCCUCUAGCAAUUUCUGAAAUUUUGUCUUGGAAUAAUUGGGUGAUAUAGCUAAUUGUAUAUGUAGCUUGAUAUUUAAAGAAAGUUCCUAAGCAGUAAAACAGCCAAAUUAUAUUGCAUUUGUGAGAGAGAGAGCAGGAGGUAAGCCAUUAUAAACUCACCGACCUUAAACUACAACAUUAGUUCCCUUCGGGCUAUUGUAUGAAACUCUCACAGUGGUUUGUUUAAAUCUCAUGUCUAAAAGUAGCUAUUUUCUAAAUUUCCUUCUCAGCAGCAUUAAUAAAUAAAAUCUGACAAAUAAAUAACAUUUAAGCAGGCCCAGGCUUAUUAAUAACACAGCAUCUUCGUUUAACUGGGACAGAACGUCAACAGACCGAAGAGUGCUCAGGAGUAUUGUCUCUUCUCAGUCUCCCCUCUUGCCACUAUGUCCUCCUGUUGUCAUUAGAUGUAUCCUCAGUGUCAAUAUGGAAGAAAAACAAUGUCCUGAUUUGUCAGUAUAGAUUAAAGAAGCCACCAUCUUGUCCUUUCUCAUUAGCAGCAAAUUGGUCUUGGAUUAGCAUAAUGUUAGAGUCAAGAAUGUGCCUUUUGGGCAGACAUUGGCCCAAAUGAUUAAAAAAAAAACAACCCAGCCACAUUGGACCAAUAGCCCAACAGGCAGCUUAUAUAUCUGUUUCCAUCUGCAGUUAAAGUGAAUGCACUGGAGAAACAAAUGGGAAAAGGAAACAGGACUGAGUUACAUCUUCUGGCAGUAAUUAGUUUGAAUAGUUCAUAAAAGGUUGAUUCGAAACAGGCUCUAUUCAAGUUAUUUUUGUGCUGUGUAUUUAAGAAAUAUUUGGCAAAAGAGCAAGCUGGUGAUAAGACGUAUCCUGCUAAAUUUCAGGGCAAAUGUUACACUGACUUCAUGGAAUAUCUAUGUAAGGCACACUGAAAAGUAAUCUGAAAUACUAGCUUUUGAUCUGUUGCCCUCUGCCAUUUUUCACUAUUAAUAGCAAGACUAUCUCUUCGCUAACAUGAUCAAGGACCACUGCUGGACCUUUCUUCUAUGCAUUAAAUGAAGUGGUUUAAACAAAUAAACACACAAUUAUAUUAUCA